AUGAUUGAAAUUGAACCAAGGCAUGGUGAUCAUCAUUUUAUAAAUAUCAAAUAUGGAUAUUAUACAUUGGCUUUUUCAGCCUUGUUAAUUGUUUAUUUAUCAUUUACUAAAUACAUUUACAUUCAACAGUGGAAAAGAAAAGGAUAUUUAAGUAAAAUUUUGAGAAAUUUACAACAUCCAUCAACUUGGAUUAUACUAUUGAUCUGGAUUAUAAUUUGUUGUUCUAUGUCUCAGAUUGGAAUUCAUCAUUUUAGUGAAGAAUAUAUCACAAUUUGUAAACGAUUAGGAAGAAUUGGAUAUAGUUUAAUCCCAUUAAAUAUUUAUUUAAUUUUAAGAGUUCAAAACUCAUCACUGUUGAACAUUGGUUACUAUUUACAAAAUUUGAAUUUACAUAAAUGGAUAUCGAGAUUAAUAUUUUUUUUGUGUUUAUUGCAUGCAAUUGGUUUUACAUUCAAAUGGAUUAAAGGUAAAACAAUUUCGAAAUUUUUUGGAAUAUGGAAUUUUUUAGGGUUAAUAGUAUUAAUUCCAUUCAUCGUGUUGAUAUUUGUUUCAAUAAGAAUAAUGGGAAGAAAAAACUAUACAUUAUUUUAUGUAAUUCAUAAUGUCACAGCUUGGUUAAUGGUAUUAUUAAUUACUUUACAUGCUAGACCAGGUGUAUUACCAAUUGCCGGCAUAAAUAUAAUUCUUUUAAUUUAUCAAUUAUAUUUGAGAUUUUUAGGUGGAUACAAAAUAGAUUCUAUCAAAAUUAUGGACACUCCCAAUUCAACAUUACAAAUUAUAAGAGUUGCAUUACCAAUAAACUUCCCCGUUUGGUCACCAGGUAGUCACAUUAGGCUCAAUUAUCCUGUAUCAUCAUUCAAAAGCUGGAUUGGACCAACUCACCCAUUUACAAUAGCAUCAAUAUAUGAAGAUAAUCAUCAAUCUUUUGAUUUAAUUAUUAAAAAGACACAAACAUUUUAUAUUAAUUCACAUUUAUCAUAUUACUUAACAGGACCAUACCUAGCGUUACCACAACCUUUUUUCAACACUUCAGAAAUUGUGAAUAUAAUUUGUGGUGGAUCAGGUAUUUCUUUUGGUUUACCAAUACUACAAUAUUUUAAAAUUAAUAGUCCAAAUACGAUAAUAAAUUUAAUAUGGUGUGUGAAAAACGAAAGGGAUCUAUUCAUUGUUGAGAAAUUGAAUUUAUCAGAUGUUCAAAUAUUUGUUACAACAUUAGAUAAUACAGAAGAAUCAUCUUCAUCAACAGAUUCAGUGAAUAAUAACAAUAGAGAACCACCUAAAUUUGUUAUUGAAGAUGAAGGAGAAGAUCAUGAAUUAUUACAUCAAGAAGAAGAAAUAGAAUUACAAAGUAUAAAAGCAAAAGAAGAAAUUGAAUCAAAACAAAACAUUUUUAAAUUAGGUAGACCUAAAUUAGAUGAAGUAUUUGCAAUAAACAAUCCAACUAUAACUUAUGAUCCAAAAUGUAGUUGGGUACUAGCUUGUGGUCCAGAUUCUUUAAUUGAUGAAUCUAGAAAAUGGUCAAAAGAUCAUAAUUAUCAAUUUUUUAGUGAAAAAUAUGAAAUGUGA
Lodderomyces pseudojiufengensis is the source of this 1566-nucleotide messenger RNA. RefSeq names its product putative metalloreductase. The record is from RefSeq and is a predicted model, not a curated record. The transcript has a single exon. Bases 1 to 1566 code for a protein of 521 amino acids. Gene Ontology annotation, cellular component: plasma membrane. Gene Ontology annotation, molecular function: oxidoreductase activity. NCBI's taxonomy places the organism in Eukaryota, Fungi, Ascomycota, Pichiomycetes, Serinales, Debaryomycetaceae.